ACGAACUCACUCCCAAAAGUUUACUUGUCUCGUUCCCAACCACUACCUUACAAAAACCCUAACCCUAAUUUCUCUACCCCCAAAUCUGUGAUGGAAGACGAAGAAGGGAUCGGGUUGAUCUUAGCCAGAGCUACCGAGCUAAGACUCAAGAUCAGCGAUUGUAUCGAUUCCUCCAGCACCGCCGUAAGCGAAAACGGCGGCGACGGCGACGGCGGAGGAAACGAGGAUCUUUCUCCCGGAGAAGAGAAAAAAAAAGAUGAGAUUUUUCGGAAUCAAGAUAAGGAUUUUGACUCAAUCAGCUCUGAUGAUGUAGUUGAGGAAGCAGAAGCUGAACGUCUUUUGCGUAUACGUGAUGCUCUUGAAUCUCUUGAGUCUCAGCUUGCUUCUUUACAGAAUUUAAGGCAAAGACAACAAUAUGAGAAGCAAGUGGCUUUAUCUGAGAUUGAUUACAGUAGGAAAAUGUUGCUUGAGAAGCUUAAAGAGUACAAAGGGAAAGACUUUGAAGUACUACGCGAGACUACGACGUUUGCUGGUGAAAGAGUUGAUUAUGAGAACGAUCUUCUACUUCCUCCUUAUCCUGUUCAUCCUCCUGUAUCCCUUGGUUUAGAUAAUAAUGGUUACCUUUCUCACUUACCUUCCAAGAAGAAGUCUGAUGCUAAUGGGUUUGGCUCAGGACAUGUGAGAAACGAGGCAGAGGUGAAAAGUCCCGAUGGAGGAACUGGAGGCUCGAAUCAUCAUGGUGUUAUUCGCUUCUUAGGCUCUGCUGCGAAGAUCAUGCUUCCAAUCAUCGGUGUUAUUUCUAUAUUGUCUGCUUCUGGAUAUGGACCAGAGAUGAGAAUAAGAGGUGCGUCCUUAAACCUUCUUGGACUUCUCCCGCAGCGAGCAGUUAAAGGGAAGCGAACACCUAAUCAAUGCCCACCGGGAAAGGUUCUUGUGAUAGAAGACGGGGAAGCACGGUGCCUUGUUAAAGAAAGAGUCGAAAUACCCUUUGACUCGGUUGUUUCAAAGCGCGAUGUAACUUACGGAUAUGGUUGAAUUUGAAUGAAAAACACCCUUCUCUGUAACCUUUCAUUGCCUGGAUUCAGUGUGUAAAGUUUCAACUUUUUUUCUUAUCUCUUAGAUGUGAAAGCUUCAUGGUGCUACACAACUUUCACAAGUUUUGUUCUUGCUUCUGCUUCUCAGCAAAUAAUCUAGGAAAGAGAGGGAGAGAGAGAGAGAUCCAGUUGCAGUAGUAUUUGUCUUCUGCCAAAUCCAUUAACGGAUUCAAUGUAUUGACACAACUCUCACCACUUGUGUGGUAUAUAAUAUCAGUAAAAAAUAAUGAUA
Molecule: messenger RNA, 1326 nt
Organism: Capsella rubella
Lineage: Eukaryota; Viridiplantae; Streptophyta; Magnoliopsida; Brassicales; Brassicaceae
Product: plastid division protein PDV2
Exons: 2
Coding region: 91-1035 (314 amino acids)
Biological process (GO): chloroplast fission
Source: RefSeq, a predicted model, not a curated record